AUGCAACCAAUUUUCUCUGCCAUAUCAGAUAGACUGUUUAGAUUCCCUCAGUCAGAUCUUCUAUGUGCAACCUUGUUUGACGUUCUUCUUGGUGGUGCAAGCCCUAAACAGGUUUUACAGAAACAUAACCAACUUGAUCAGCAGAGAAGCAGGGGGAAUAACUCUCAGUUCUUUCUUCCUCAGAUUUUGGUUCUCAUUUUCAGAUUCCUGUCUGGCUGUGAGGACGUAACUGCAAGGACAAAAAUAAUUAGUGAUUUACUUGAUCUUCUUGAGUCAAAUCCUUCGAACAUUGAAGCUUUGAUGGAACAUGGAUGGAAUGCGUGGUUAGUUGCUUCAGUGAAGCUUGAUGCGUUGAGAACUUACAAAGUAGAGUCACAAACUUGCACUGACAGUGAAGUGAAUGAGCAGAGUUUAGUGAGGAAUUUAUAUUGCAUUGUUCUUUGUCAUUAUAUGCAUUCUGUGAAAGGUGGUUGGCAACAUCUAGAGGAGACUCUGAAUUUUUUGCUUAUACAAUGUGAACAAGGUGGCAUCUCAUAUCGGUACCUGCUUCGUGAUAUAUAUGAGCACUUAAUUCGGAUGCUGAUAGAUUUAUCUUUGGUGGACGGUAUUUUUGUCACACAGCCAUGUCGAGACAAUACAUUAUACCUUCUGAAACUAGUUGAUGAGCUGUUGGUCUCUGAAAUUGAUCAUAAGCUUCCGUUUCCCGCAAGUAGCUCAGAUUUUUCUCCUGAAUUUUUAGAACUACAAAGUCACAAGGAUCUUGGUUCUGCUUUGUGUGAGGCCUUGCAAGGAGAAUUUGAUGAUCAAUGCAGAAACCCAUUGGUACAGAAGCAGCCUGUGACAACUGAAGAUGAGAGAAUUGAUGAUGAGUGGUGGAAUUUGUAUGACAAUGUGUGGAUCAUUAUUAGUGAGAUGAAUGGGAAGGGACCAAGCAAGAUGUUACCCAAAUCUUCAUCAGCGGCAGGGCCAUCAUUUGGCCAAAGAGCUCGUGGUUUGGUAGAAUCACUGAAUAUACCUGCUGCAGAAAUGGCUGCAGUUGUUGUAUCUGGGGGAAUUAGCAAUGUGUUGGGUGGAAAACCGAAUAAAAAUGUUGACAAGGCUAUGCUACUAAGAACGGACAAGUGCCCAAGAAUUGUUUUUCGACUGCUGAUCCAAUAUCUGUGUAAAUCUUCUCUUGAAAGGGCAUCUCGGUGUGUACAACAGGCCAUUCCCCUUCUGCCUUGUCUUCUGGCUGCUGAGGACGAGCAAAGCAAGAGUAGAUUGCAGCUUUUCAUUUGGGCAUUGCUUGCUUUUAGAUCCCAGUAUGGAAUGCUGGAUGAUGGUGCCCGAUUUCAUGUUGUUUCACACUUAAUUCGAGAAACUGUCAACUGUGGGAAGUCAAUGCUGGCCACCAGUAUUGUAGGCAGAGAUGAUUCAUCAGAGUCGGGACACAAUCCAAAAGAAACUAGCACCAUUCAUAAUUUAAUCCACAAGGAUCAAGUUCUUGUUGCGGUUGCGGAUGAGUUCAAAUAUAUAAAGAAUUCAACAAUAGAUCGCAUCAGGCAGUUGCAAGAUCUUCGGAUUAGGAUGGAAGAAAUUACAUCGGCCGAUUCUUACCAAAAGAAGUUUUUAGAAGAUGAGGUACAGAGUUGCUUAAUCACCAUUCUUGCUUCAGAUGAUAGCAGAAGAGCUUCAUUCCAGCUUGGUCAGGAUGAGGAUCAACAAAUUGUCGCUGAAAAAUGGGUACAUACAUUUCGCACUCUGAUUGAUGAGAGGGGUCCAUGGUCUGCUAAUCCUUUUCCUAACAGUACCAUAACACAUUGGAAACUUGACAAGACAGAAGAUGCAUGGAGACGAAGGCAAAAGUUUAGGCGAAAUUAUCAUUUUAAUGAAAAGCUUUGUCACCCUCCAUCCACUACAUCUAGCAAUGAGGCUCUUCAACCUAUUAGUGAAAGCAAAACUGGUUUUGGUUUUGGGUUGCAUAUUCCUGAGCAGAUGAAGCAGCUCUUACUGAAAGGAAUUCACAGGAUAACUGAUGAGGGGCUGUCAGAACUCAAUGACAAUGAUGCUGAACCUAGCGGGCAAAAGGAGCCUGGAGCCGAGGAUCCACAAGAUAGACAGUGCUCUGAG
Ilex paraguariensis (yerba mate) is the source of this 2109-nucleotide messenger RNA. The record is from the annotation of a GenBank genome assembly. NCBI's taxonomy places the organism in Eukaryota, Viridiplantae, Streptophyta, Magnoliopsida, Aquifoliales, Aquifoliaceae.